GUAGCGGGCGGGGCCGGAAGUGCCGCUCCCUAGUGGGGGCUGUUCAUGGCGGUUCCGGGGUCUCCAACAUUUUUCCCAGUUGUGGUCCUAAAUCCGUCGGAAGCGGAGGCAACGAAGCUUGAGGUUCUUGCUGGUGUGAAAUGACUGAGUACAAACUGGUGGUGGUUGGAGCAGGUGGUGUCGGGAAAAGCGCACUGACAAUCCAGCUAAUCCAGAACCACUUUGUAGAUGAAUAUGAUCCCACCAUAGAGGAUUCUUACCGAAAACAGGUGGUUAUAGAUGGUGAAACCUGUCUGUUGGACAUACUGGAUACAGCUGGUCAAGAGGAGUACAGUGCCAUGAGAGACCAAUACAUGAGGACAGGCGAAGGCUUCCUCUGUGUAUUUGCCAUCAAUAAUAGCAAAUCAUUUGCAGAUAUUAACCUCUACAGGGAGCAGAUUAAGCGAGUAAAAGAUUCAGAUGAUGUACCUAUGGUGCUAGUAGGAAAUAAGUGUGAUUUGCCAACAAGGACAGUGGACACAAAACAAGCCCACGAACUGGCCAAGAGUUAUGGGAUUCCAUUCAUUGAAACCUCAGCCAAGACCAGACAGGGUGUCGAAGAUGCCUUUUACACACUGGUAAGAGAAAUACGUCAGUACCGAAUGAAGAAACUCAAUAGCAGUGAUGAUGGGACUCAAGGUUGUAUGGGGUUACCUUGUGUGGUGAUGUAACAAGAUACUUUUAAAGUUCUAGCAUCAGAAAAGAGCCACUGUCAAGCUGCACUGACACCCUGGUCCUGACUUCCCUGGAGGAGAAGUAUUCCUGUUGCUAUCUUCAGUCUCACAGAGAAGCUCCUGUUACUUCCCCAACUCUCAGUAGAUCAGUACAAUAUUCUCUAUUGGAGAAGUUCUCUGAAUAACUACCUCCUCACUUGGUUGUCUGACCAGAGAAAUGAACCUCUUGUUACUCCCCACUGUUUUCCACCCUGGGUUCUCCCCCAACAUAAACAAACCUCCGCCAUCCCAGGUUUUUCAUCUGAAAAGUAAUUCAUGCUCUGAAACAGAGAACCAAACUGUAGACAUGAAAUUCUGUAGAAAACAAUGUCUUGAGCUCUAAAGUAGCAACUGCUGGUGACUUUUUUUUUUUUUUUCCUUCUUACUGUUGAACUUGGAACUAUGUUGGUUUUUGGAGAAAUGUCAUAAAUUACUGUUUUGCUGAGAAUAUAGUUAAGUUGCUAUUUGGUUUGUGAUGUCAUUGGCUAUAGUCUAUAACUUGGCAUCUGCUUUGCAUUCAGAAAUAGGCAAGUGAAUACUGACUUUUGAGUCUAUCCUAGUGUUCUCGACUUUCACAUAAUUAAAUCUUAACUCUUGCAGCAAAGUGCCUUUUUUCUUAGGAGUGGUUUGUAGACUUGCUUUAUAAUAUUUCAGUGGAUAGAUGUCUCAAAAAUCGUUAUACAUGGAAAUGAAUGUCUGAGAUACUUCUAUGACCUAUCUUUGAGGGAAAGACCUACCAAUGUGAUAGCAGAUGCCAUUUCUUACGUGUAUGAGCUUGGAUUUCCAGAGACCUGAUUUGGGUCUCUUCCAAGAGAAAGGUGAAACUGGAAACAAUUAUAAAUAAUUUCACUUAAUUUUUACCUAAUUUCUACUUUUGGGGGGGGCCGGGGCAGGGGGUUGGUUACCACUUACAAAAUGUAUGCAAUUUGUUUCUUCCAGCUUACUGAUAAUGAACUUCCAUUCAUAUUUAAAUUUAGGUCAUAUCUGAAAGCUCCACAUUUGCAGGUGUUCUAAAUUGUAAUAGUUUAAUGCAGUUUUAAUAGCUAUGAUUAAUGAUUUUCAAGCCUCAGAUGUAUUAACAGACAUUUUCACUUUAUGUCAUGGUAUUUUAAUGAUGUAUAUAAUUGCCCUCAUUCCCCUUCUCACUACCCCCUCUCCCUCAUCCCACCACAAUGGCAGCAUGGUUAUUUCAAUUGAGUAAAGCAUGUUGCUGACAGACCAGGGUCACAGUUUCCAAACUUGAGCAAGCCACUUAGCAUCACAGAGAGAGAAAUUCUUCCAUGUUUGCUCAUUGCACCAGUAACUUCAGCUAGUAGUUUUGCCAGAUGCAUACUGUUAGUCCUGCAAGGAAGGAAGAGGUCAGUUAGCACAAAUCCUUCACCAUGGCUGGAAAAAUUUGCCAUCUUGUGGAUGGUCAGCCUAGAGGUUUUUAUAAAUAAAAUAUUUAGACCUUUUUUCGCCAUGUGGAAAGUCUGAAUUAAACCCUUUUUUUUUUUUCAUUAUUUUGAGAAUGAGGAUGCCUCA
Molecule: messenger RNA, 2276 nt
Organism: Enhydra lutris kenyoni (northern sea otter)
Lineage: Eukaryota; Metazoa; Chordata; Mammalia; Carnivora; Mustelidae
Product: NRAS proto-oncogene, GTPase
Exons: 7
Coding region: 141-710 (189 amino acids)
Biological process (GO): Ras protein signal transduction
Cellular component (GO): plasma membrane
Molecular function (GO): GDP binding; GTP binding; GTPase activity
Source: RefSeq, a predicted model, not a curated record